Molecule: messenger RNA, 1265 nt
Organism: Ornithodoros turicata
Lineage: Eukaryota; Metazoa; Arthropoda; Arachnida; Ixodida; Argasidae
Exons: 5
Coding region: 289-996 (235 amino acids)
Biological process (GO): symbiont-mediated perturbation of host defenses
Molecular function (GO): amine binding
Source: RefSeq, a predicted model, not a curated record
CUGGGACAAAGUGUCGCAAGCUGUUUAUGAAGGAGAAGCACUACAGUAGGUGACUACUAGCACAACAGCUGCUGCAGACGCUUCCAACUUAUCGUGCAACUUUAAAAUGUGAAAAGUCAUUGCUCAACAAUGGUCCACUUUCUGUGCGCAGCUGUUAUACAUAUUCGCGAUUGUUGCUCACCUUACUGCAGGUGUGUCCGAAACUGCGAAGCAUAGCGUCAUUGGUUGCCACUGUUUGUCCUGAUGUCGCAUGUUUCAGAUCUUUCAUCGAUAACCUACCGUUAAAUUAUGAAGCUGUACUCUCUCUGCAGGGCUCAGAUAUUUCGAAGAAGAGCAAUGACAUUCAAUUUAGUUUGCGCAAUUCUGUGCUGCAUCGUCGUCAGCGUUCCUGCAGGAGCUUCAGUGGAUGCUUGGGAGGGGAUGCAGCAGUCGGACCUGUACUAUUUAGUGCAAGUAGGGUACCCAUUCUUAGUUGGCAUGAUCUCUAGAUGCGUCUUCUUGAGAAUUAUUCAUCGAAACGAGAGCGACUACACAAUAUUGGGCGUAAUGGGAUACUAUCACCCUGGGAAGAAAAAAUACGACACCUUUUUAGGGUACCUUAGGGCAGAGUUAGACGAGGAAGGAGUCCGGAGUCGAAUGGCGGUUUCCUAUGUUGACUACUAUGUAGAAGAACUCGGACACGAAGCAGUCUACCAGGAUGGAAAGGGCUGUGGGAUUAUGAAGAUUACCAGCCUGCCUACCGGAUACCCUUAUGACAUAAAGAAUACGUGCGAAAUGUGGGCAACCGAUGACGCCGCUGCAGAGCUCAAUCCAGAGUCACCCUGUAUGAUCAAAUACGAGCAACUCGGAUGCACACCAAAUGAGAAGCCGUACAAAAGAAGCUGCGAGGUUCCGCCCAGGACAUUGACUUGCGACAACAAUGAUCCCUCUCUCUGCAUGUGCCCCAUCGGCUCGGAGAUGGAAGAAAAGUGGCUACAUACGUACAGUCGCCCGUGAAAACCUUCAAGGUGAUUGUAGCGUCCUUCCGGACUAUCGUGAAAUGUUCUAAGCUCCUUGGUUCCAACUCUGUUUUAUGACUUCGACCAAUACCUUAGCCAUGAAGAGACAGUGACAUUUACUACUUGUUGUUUUAGGAACCGUGAGAGUAUUUUUACCCAGUUGAUCACCGACAAUUAUCGCAACGAGCAUUUCACACGAAAUGCUUCAGCAGAAUUUGCGUAAAUUUGUGUAAUUUCAAAGAAUACACUGAAAGAGUUGAAGCCGGA